Messenger RNA from Brassica rapa (field mustard), 2591 nucleotides. Its product is annotated as probable inorganic phosphate transporter 1-7. The record is from RefSeq and is a predicted model, not a curated record. Gene Ontology annotation, cellular component: membrane. Gene Ontology annotation, molecular function: phosphate transmembrane transporter activity. Gene Ontology annotation, biological process: phosphate ion transport; transmembrane transport. NCBI's taxonomy places the organism in Eukaryota, Viridiplantae, Streptophyta, Magnoliopsida, Brassicales, Brassicaceae.
CCAUUCUUCAUCUUUCUCUCUGUGUCUCUACAGUUUCUUGAGAAACAACAACAAAAAGACUCUUCUCUUUCUCUAAGACAAUUCUUCAAGUGUUUGUCUGCGAGAGAGUAAGCAGCAGAAUAAUACUCUUCAUAGGAAAAGCUAAAAGAGAGCAAUGGCAGGAGAUCAACUCAACGUGCUAAACGCACUCGACGUUGCCAAAACGCAAUGGUACCAUUUCACCGCCAUUGUCGUCGCCGGAAUGGGAUUCUUCACCGACGCUUACGACCUUUUCUGCAUCUCCCUAGUCACUAAGCUUCUUGGCCGCAUAUACUACCACGUGGACGGCUCAGUGAAGCCAGGAAACCUACCUCCAAACGUCUCAGCCGCGGUUAACGGCGUUGCAUUUGUUGGCACACUCACGGGCCAGCUCUUCUUCGGCUGGCUAGGUGACAAACUCGGGAGGAAAAAAGUUUACGGCAUGACUCUAAUGGUCAUGGUCAUUUGCUCGAUAGCUUCAGGUCUCUCCUUUGGCAACAAACCUAAAACCGUGAUGACCACGCUAUGCUUCUUCCGGUUCUGGCUAGGGUUUGGCAUAGGUGGUGACUAUCCUUUAUCCGCAACGAUCAUGUCUGAAUACGCUAACAAAAAGACACGCGGCGCGUUUAUAGCCGCGGUUUUCGCCAUGCAAGGGUUUGGUAUCUUGACAGGUGGGAUCUUUGCGAUCAUCAUAGCUGCGGUUUUCGAGGCUAGGUUUCCUGCACCGGCCUAUCAAGUCGAUGCCUUGAUGUCCACGGUACCUCAGGCUGAUUACGUGUGGAGGAUAAUACUGAUGGUUGGUGCUUUGCCUGCUGCCAUGACGUAUUACUCGAGGUCGAAGAUGCCCGAGACGGCACGGUACACGGCUCUAGUGGCCAAGGACGCGAAGCUAGCGGCUUCGAACAUGUCUAAGGUUUUGCAAGUUGAGAUAGAAGCAGAGCAUCAACGAGUUGAAGAGAUCUCUAGAGAUCAGUCUAGACAAUUUGGCUUGUUCUCCAAGGAAUUCAUGAAACGUCAUGGUCUUCACUUGCUUGGAACAACAAGCACAUGGUUCUUGCUUGACAUCGCCUUCUAUAGUCAGAAUCUUUUCCAGAAAGAUAUUUUUAGCGCCAUUGGGUGGAUCCCUCCGGCACAGACCAUGAACGCAAUUCAAGAAGUUUUCAAGAUCGCGCGUGCGCAAACCCUAAUCGCCUUGUGCAGCACGGUACCUGGUUACUGGUUCACAGUGGCGUUUAUAGACAUCAUUGGUAGGUUUGCGAUACAGAUGAUGGGUUUCUUCUUCAUGACCGUCUUCAUGUUCGCUCUUGCCAUUCCUUAUGAUCAUUGGACUCACAAGGAUAACAGAAUAGGGUUCGUGGCUAUGUACUCGUUAACAUUCUUCUUUGCAAACUUUGGACCGAAUGCCACAACCUUCGUGGUGCCUGCUGAGAUCUUCCCGGCUAGGUUUAGAUCAACCUGCCAUGGAAUUUCAGCGGCUUCUGGAAAGUUGGGAGCAAUGGUCGGUGCGUUUGGGUUCUUGUACUUAGCACAGAGUCCUGACAAGAACAAGACGGAACAUGGAUACCCUCCAGGGAUUGGUGUGAAGAACUCGCUCAUUGUUUUGGGUGUGGUUAAUUUUUUGGGGAUGGUGUUUACAUUGUUGGUUCCUGAAUCUAAAGGCAAGUCUCUUGAGGAAAUGUCUGGUGAGAAUGAGAACAAUGAUGAAAGCAACAGUAGCAGCAGCAACAACAACCAAAACAGCACGGUAUAAGCUGCAUAGAGAUUUCAAAAACACUUGUGUUAUUUAAUUACUUGUAUUUUUUGUUCACUCUACUCUACAGAUUUCUUCUCACUAGCAGCUUAAGUUGUUGUUCUUUUAUGUCCACUUAUUUAUUGAUCGUUAAAUGAUAUAUAGGAUCUGAUUCUUUUACGUAUCUGUUUUUUUUGGAGUUUUAAGAACAGUUUUGUUUUUGGUGUUCAUUCUUUGUAACAAAUGAAAAUGGAGACAAUGCAAAGCUUUUAUGAUGAAACUGUGUUUUUGGCUGUUCAUUGAACUAAGAAGAAAUGCUAGUCAGGAAUGAAUUGAUAGAAAGCUAGCCAUAGUCAGUGACAAAAAAAAAAAAAAAAAGAAAGCUAGCCAUAGAUUGUACUUGAGAUAGCUACUGGUCAAUUGUUAUAAAGCAGUUCUAUCACUGUAGAACUGUGCAAAACCAAAACUGAAACCAAAGCAGUUCCAUCUCUGUUCAAUCAGCAACCACAUGAGAUUCAUGCAUGGUGCUACUAAGUGCAUCAACUCUAGGAAAGAUGUUUAGCUUUUUAAGACAUGAAUGAAGGCAAGAGUAGAAACGAGAGCUUUGUAAAAGAUAAUACAUUUAAGAGAGGGCAACGAUACAAGUCUCAUACUCUAUACAUAUCUUUUUGAGUGGUAAAGAAAGUACAAUACAUGGAGAAACACAAUACAAAUUCACUAAAUGUGAAUAUUAUCAACAAUACAAAUCAAUAUUCUGAACCCGGGGGGUUUCUGUAAAAGAAUGAACUUUAUGUGUGUAAUAAACUCUGACAUAUAGAGGCAGCUUCUUGCUCAGAGACCAGCC